Protopolystoma xenopodis is the source of this 261-nucleotide messenger RNA. NCBI's taxonomy places the organism in Eukaryota, Metazoa, Platyhelminthes, Monogenea, Polystomatidea, Polystomatidae. The record is from the annotation of a GenBank genome assembly.
AUGUCCAGCAAACUGGAGACCAGAGUAGAGUCGUCAUCGCCGGCCACGGCCAACGCCUCACCCGCAAUCAUACACUUCUCUUUCUCCUCCUCCGCUUCAGUCUCUAACUGUACAUCACGCGACCCUGCUGGCGAGAAGACAGAUCAGCCGCAUUCCUCUUUAAAGCUGCAUAUUUUGCAAAAUUGCCCUAAACCCACAGGGAUGACAACCGUGUUGGCUGAUAUCAGCUUGACUGCCAGCUGGGUCGAGCCGACGGCAUAG